AUGGAUCUGGAUGCAUACAAUGGUAUCGUGUGUUGCUCUAACGACGGAUUGCCUUACGAGGUGUUCAACGGACUGGCCAGGCGAACAGAUGCUCUCAAAGCGUUGUCUAUUAUAGCAGUGGCCAUGUUUCCUUGCGGUUCGGGAAAUGCAAUGGCGUGGAACCUCCUCGGAACGAAUGACCCCUUGCUUGCCGCUUUGGGGAUCGGGAAGGGGCUGAAAAUGCCAUUGGAUCUGGUAUCAAUCCCCCAAGGGGAUCGUCAUACUGUUUCGUUUCUCUCCCAGGCACUAGGUGUUCUUGCAGAAUGCGAUUUGAAAACCGAGCAUUUGAGAUGGAUGGGGGAUAGUCGGUUUAUCUACGGUGUCCUGGCAACUAUCGCUCAUAAUACCAGGUAUUCCUGCCAACUUGCCUUCAAACCCACCGCGGGAGAAAAGGCAUAUACAAAGAAGACUCGCAAGAAGUCUGCUCAGCAGCCCACCACUCUACCUCUAAAGUAUGGUACCGUUCUGGAUGAGAUUCCAGAGGAUUGGGAGAUUAUGCCCCGAGAACGCUUGGCCAGUUUCUACACCAGUAACAUGAAGAUUGUCGCAAAGGAUACGAACUUCUUCCCAGACGCAUUACCAAAUGAUGGGCUCUUGGACGUCAUGAUAGUUGAUGAAACUAUUGGCUAUGCAGGUGCUGUCGAAGCAAUCAUCAAGCUUCCGCGGGGCAAAUGCCACGAUCUUAAGCAUGUUGAAAUGAGAAAAGUGUCGGCAUACCGGCUGACACCGUGGAAACAAGAUGGGGAUAUCAGCGUGGAUGGUGAGCGAUAUCCAUUCGAAGCCUUUCAGAUCGAAGUUCAUCAAGGUCUGGGUCGAGUACUUUCGAAGGCGGCGAAUUCGUAUCAAGAAAUGGGUGUAUAA
Molecule: messenger RNA, 900 nt
Organism: Penicillium macrosclerotiorum
Lineage: Eukaryota; Fungi; Ascomycota; Eurotiomycetes; Eurotiales; Aspergillaceae
Product: sphingosine kinase
Exons: 1
Coding region: 1-900 (299 amino acids)
Biological process (GO): sphingosine biosynthetic process
Cellular component (GO): cytoplasm; membrane; intracellular membrane-bounded organelle
Source: RefSeq, a predicted model, not a curated record